GUUUCCAUCCAAAGAAUCAGUAGUCAGUAAAAAACACAGUUGAAGACAAGUGAUUUCUUUCGUUGUUAAAUUUUCACCUGACCAAACAAACAGGCCAAAGAGACCCAGAGGGAAGGAGAGAAAUGAGUCCCCAUCUUCUUCUUUCUCAGAUGAACCUCACUACUCUCUCUUUUCCUUACAAAUCUCUUAAAAAUCUAUCCUUUAUAUCCACUAGCAAUCACUCACUUCCUUCCCCGUCUCUUCACUUCAACUCCAAUCUCCUCCUUCAAUCUCCAGGACAUAAAUUCAAGCUGACCCAGAAGCCCAAAAUCCUCCCUUUUACUACCAAGAGCUCUGCUCAAGUUGAUGAUAUAUCUGGAGUUGUUAAAGAGAAGAGUGUUUCUGUUAUUCUGUUGGCUGGAGGGCAGGGAAAAAGAAUGGGUGCAAACAUGCCGAAGCAGUAUCUACCACUUCUUGGCCAACCUAUUGCUUUGUAUAGUUUGUACACUUUCUCAGAAAUGGAUGAAGUGAAAGAAAUUAUUGUAGUUUGUGAUCCAUCCUACAAGGACAUUUUUGAAGAUUCUCAAGAACAGAUCAAUGUAGACCUUAAAUUUGCACUGCCAGGAAAGGAGAGACAAGAUUCUGUAUACAGUGGGCUUCAGGAAGUUGAUUUGAAUUCCGAGCUUGUCUGCAUCCAUGACUCGGCAAGGCCUCUGGUAUUGUCAGAAGAUGUGGAAAAGGUCCUUAAAGAUGGUUGGAUAAAUGGAGCUGCUGUACUUGGUGUUCCUGUUAAAGCUACAAUCAAGGAGGCAGAUGGUGAAUCUUUCGUAGUGAGAACUCUUGACCGCAAAACACUUUGGGAAAUGCAGACCCCCCAGGUGAUGAAACCCGAGUUGCUUAAGAAAGGCUUUGAGCUGGUGAAUAGAGAGGGUCUUGAAGUCACCGAUGAUGUAUCUAUUGUUGAGCACCUUAAGCAUCCAGUAUACAUCACUGAAGGAUCAUACACAAACAUCAAGGUCACAACCCCUGAUGAUUUGUUGCUUGCAGAGAGAAUUUUAAGCACGAGCUCUUGAGUUAUCGGAGUAAACUUUGUUUUCCUUUCGUAUUUUUCUCGUAGGACUAAAUAAUAUACUUAAAUUUCAAUUUCAAAUUUCAGCUUCACCUGAAUUUUGGUGGAGGCAAUCUGAGAAAUUUUGGCUUAAUAAAACCAUGGUUUACCCAGCAAAA
Molecule: messenger RNA, 1206 nt
Organism: Populus trichocarpa (black cottonwood)
Lineage: Eukaryota; Viridiplantae; Streptophyta; Magnoliopsida; Malpighiales; Salicaceae
Product: 2-C-methyl-D-erythritol 4-phosphate cytidylyltransferase, chloroplastic
Exons: 12
Coding region: 123-1052 (309 amino acids)
Biological process (GO): isoprenoid biosynthetic process
Molecular function (GO): 2-C-methyl-D-erythritol 4-phosphate cytidylyltransferase activity
Source: RefSeq, a predicted model, not a curated record